AUGGGCGGGGCCAAACAGGCGAAGGCGGCUCAUGGUUUGUGCAUGAUGCAGAGUCCAGUGGCUGUGCGGUUGGCUAGGCCCCACUUCCCUGUGGACACCAGAUACAUCUAUCGCUUUGCCACCAACACCAGCACUGGCCUGCAGGGAGCCCCCAUGGAAGGUAGUGGCCUUGGCCUCCAGGGCUUGGUGAUCCUGGGUGUGCUUGGCCCGUGCCAGGUGGUCUUACAGUUCCAGGACCUUCAGGUGUUGUCCAUCGUGGGGUCUAAAGUGCAGCUCCUGGAGGAGUCAGAGAGUUUGGGUGCUGCCCUGGGCCAAUUCCCACUCUGAUUUGUGCUGCGUGCUGGGCGUGUGGCCCACCUGUGUCCACACCCGAGACAACCACGCUGGGUGCUGAAUGUGAAGCUGCUGAGUGUCCUGCAGGGCUUGCCAGGUGCCCCGAGCUCCAAGACCCUCGAGGAGGUGGACAUCCUGGGCUGGUGUCCCACCACAUACCAGCCCCACGGGGACUGGCUCCUGAAGACCAAGGACUUGGCUCAGUGCUACCUGCACAGGAUACGCUCCUCCCUGGCCUCCCAGGCUGUGCCAGGAGUGCCUGGCCUGGGCUCCCGCCUCAGUUGCCUACAGAGGUUCCAGGCAGGGUCCUGCAAGGAGCUACAUCCGGUGAUGCCGCUGGUUGAGAAGGCAGGCACAGUGCGCAUGCGCACCCUGUCCUCGCUGGCUCUGCUGCGCCAGGAACCUCUGGAUCCGGCCACUGUUGCCAAUCCAGAUGACAGAGAUGAUGGCCAUACAGCCCAGAGCAGCCUGCUGUAUGAGUGGGAGGAGACACCAGGCCAUGCCACGGUGGCCACAGUGACUGCGCUGGUGACGGAGCUGUGCCUGGCUCCAGUCGUGACCUUUGAGGCCUCGGAGCAUUUCCUGAUGCUGGUGUGGGCGCUGCGGGGCCUGGCUGUGCCCCAGCUGGUGGAUCUCUGGCACAGCACUUCCUCGCACCGCCCAGGUCACUGGCAGCCGCUGGUGGACGCCCUGCCCUCCUGUGGUAGUGAGCCAUGCCUGCACCUCCUGAAGGAGCUCAUGGCUCGGGAGGUGGAGGCAGAGCAGGUGGAGACGUGGCUGUGGUCACUGGCCUUCAUCCCACAGCCCACAGAUGCCAUGGCCCACCUGCUGCUGCCACUGCUCCAGGCCCCGGGGGUGGGCCCCAGCACCUUCCUUGGCAUCUCCGCUCUGGUACACAACCUCUGUGCUGCCCUAGACGGGCCCUGUGAACUGCUGCCAGGUGUUAGCUCUCUCGUGCGGAUCCUGAGAGAGGCCUUGGCGGAGAACUGUACCUUUUCAGGACCUUCGGACACCAGCCAGCUGCAGCUUGUGCUGAAGGCAGUUGGUAAUGCUGGCCUGGCAGCGGCAGCCCUCACUCCCACCCUGAGUGCCUGUGUGUCCCUGCCCAGUGUCGUCCCUGAGCUCCGGCUGGUGGCCAUCCAGGCCUUCUGGAGGGUCCCCUGCUCUGCAGGCCGGUCGGCGCUCUCCCGCCUGUAUCAAGCCCCUGAGGAGGAGGCCGAAGUUCGCAUCCAGGCCUACCUGGCUCUGAUGAGGUGCCCUGGCGCAGAGGUGUUUGCCCUGGUGCAGUGCACACAGGCUGCUGAGCAGUCCACCCAGGUGGGUUCCUUCGUGUGGAGCCACCUCAUGCAGCUGCUGGAGACGGGCGACCCCCUGAAGCAGGCCCUGCGUGAUGCGCUGCCCAAGGACAUGGUCAGCCGGGAGUUCUGCCCAGACACCUGGAAGCACUCCUCCUACUCAGACAUCACCUUCAGCUCGGCGUCGGGCAGCCUGGGAGCUAACCUGGGGAGGAGUCUUCUGUUCUCCCCCGCGUCCUUCCUGCCCUGUUCCGCCACGACCAAUCUGACCCUCCACACCUUGGGCCGAGCCUUCAACCUCUUGGAGCUGGGGCUCCGGCUGGAAAAUGCAGAGGACGUUAUCCGUGGGCUGUUUGGCCAGAAGUCACACUGGGGGAAGCAAGAAGAGAGAGAGGCCCAGGCGGAGGGUCUGCCAGAGCCAGGCAGGCCUGAAUGUCCAGAAGAGAGGUCCAGAAAGAUGAGAGAGGCACGGCUGAAGGUGGCCCGGUGGCGUGAGGCCCCGUGGGGGCUGCAAUGUGAGCUGAGCGUGAGGGUGCUGGGGCAUGAGCUGAGCUGGCUCAACUGCAUGGCUGUGGGACACCUCAUGGAGCACGGGUUCCCAAACCUGGCCAAGCUGACGAUGAAACUCCUAAAGGGGCAGGAGGUGCAGGCAAUCCGGCGGUUGAGGCUGGCCGAGGCAGAGCUGAGCUUUCCUACCUUGUCCGGCCUCCUGGCCCGGCUCACACUCAAUACCUCAGCUGCCAUCAGUGUCCGGGUCCGAGGAAGCGCUGGGUUCCGACAGCACUCAGACUCUCUCGAUGGCUACAUCAAGCCCAGUGCCCUGCUCCAGAUCUCGGGUCAGAUGGGCACAGCAGGUGUCCUGGGACAGGCCGGGCUGAAGUGGGUGACCGGCAUCCGGAGUGCUGCCAGCCUGGAUGGUGGAAUCCUGACGAGGAAGGGCCAGGAAUUCAAGGUGCACUUGAACACGCCUGAGGAUGCUGUGGAGCUGCUCAGCUUCAGCUCGGAGCUGUACCUUGUCACCAGGAAUGGUAUGCGGCACCUCGGUCACCAUCACAGCCCUCCCGAGGCCCAGUCCUGUACCAGCAAGGAAGGUAGGUGGCGCUGGGGCUGGCAGCUGUGCACGGAGGUAACGUGGCCGGUCCCUGGCCAGCCCUACCUGCUCUGGGCGCCCGUGUUUGCUGCUGUGACGCUGACAAAGCAGGACCAGGGCCUCCAGCAGUAUCUGCCAGAAGCUGCCUACACGCUGCAGCCACAGGCUAGCGAGGGUGGAUCCCAUGUGCUGGCUGGGGCUGAGCCCGAGCCUGGGGGCUGCUUAAAGCUGCAGGGGCUACUCUGGCUCCCGCUGGCAGCCAGUGCCCGCCUUUACAUGGGCACGCCUGCAUCGGAGGUGCUGAGGGACGUGGGCGUGGAUGUCAGCUACAACCUGCCCUUCAGGCGGCUCCGGCUCUGGCUCCAGCACUCCAGGAGGAAGGCGGAGGUGGAUGGAAAGAUGGAGGCCAUUGGCAGUGCCCACAUGGGUCACCUUGAGCUCGUGCUGGACGACAGGGACGUCUACUACAUCAAGGUGCUCUUGCAGGUGCCCACCAGGCAGCUGGACUGCCGUGUACAGCUGUCCCACUGCAGCCUCUGCCAGCCGCAUGUGGACAGUAGCACCCACCUGAAGGUGCAGCUCAAUGGCCAGCUGCCCUUUGUGGCUGCCUUGCAGUGGAAGGAUACCUCUUCCUGCUUCCCUCUCCAGCCAUUCCCCGCCCCCCAACUUCACCUGCCCUCCAACAAGUUCACCUGCCGUGCCACAGUGCUUGCCCUGAUCGCCAAUCUCGUGUCUCCUUGUCUGCCCCACACAGGAGCCUGUAGCCUACGGAGUCCCUGGCUGGCAUUCUCUGUGGCUCACAGGCUGAACUGGCCACGCCGAGCCACCUUCCAAUCAGGCCUGGAGCUGGUGCUGGGCAAGGCCUGGGCCUUCAAGGUCCUAGUGGUCAGCGUGGCCUGCCGGAGCCAGGGUCAGGACAAGGAGGCCAAGAUCAAGGUCUCCACGGGGACCACCAUCCACUUAUUGGCUUGCACGGUGACAACCUUGGCUCCAAGCCUCUUCCACAGCUGGAAUGAGCUUGAGUUGGGUUGGAUGGGGGCAGUACCGAGUGAAAUCCACAUUGAAGGCAGCCAGGACCACAAGAUCUUUCGCUGCUGGGUGAAGGGCCCCCAGCAGGAGCUCAACCUCACGGCAGCCUACAGGCACACGCAGCGGCCCCUGAAGACCCAUGUGUCACUGACCGCCCCGGGGCCCGGUGCUCGGGACCUGCAGGUGGAGGGCGACCUGGAGGAGGUGCGGCAUGGUGAGACACUCUACCAGAAGCAUGGGACAUUGUUCCUCAGGCACUCCUGGCGCCUGCCCAUCCCGCCCAGCCUCCUCCUGCAGGCGACCUUCACAGCAGAGGAACAGCAGCCACGCUACUCAUUAGAGACCAGGUUUGCCCUGUACGGCCAGGAGGAGGUGCUGCAGAUCGUGGUCCUGGGUCGCCAGGCCGGACACGCCUAUGUGUGCGCAGGCCUGACCCACCCAUACCAUAAUGCGGCCAUCCCCAGGGACCUCGAGGGCUGUGUGGUGACGUGGAGUGGGGACACAGCUAAGAACAAGGAGGCUGAGGCUACUUGCAAAGUCAACCAGAAGGUUGUGCUGCAUGUCAAGGGUUUGUACCAUGAUGGUUCUGAGCAGGAGAAAAUCCGGCACCGCCUGGCCCUGGACGUGGCCCAGGCCUCCCAGCCCAGCUUCCCCCACACCCUGAGCUUGAAUGGGGAUGUGCUUUUCAGACAGAGCCCUGGAGGAGCGUUCAACUUCGACAUCAGGGUGCAAGCUGCGAUCAACCAUAGUACCAUGUCCCAGGUGUCUGUGCAGCUGAACGGGUCCGACUCCCACUGUGCAGCUCUCUUCCAGCUCAGCCAUCCCCAGGGACCCUCUGCUCCAAAUGUGCAGGUGCAGGUGGCUGCUGGGAGCGACAAGGAGCGCAGCCACCACUGUUCGCUGUCCGUGCUUGUGGCCAGUCGGGAGCUGCUUCGCCUGGAGGUUGAUGGGCACCUGGCCACCCGCAGGAGUGGCCGGGGCUGGGCCAUGAGCAUCCUCCUGCGCCAGGCCUUGCUGGCAGGCCCCACAGCUGUCCAGCUGCAGUUUUCUGGCAGGAUCACCCCCACAAGGCUCUGGCUGCUUUCCAAGGUUCUGCUGGACCAGGACACGGCACAGCUGCUGGUCAAGGCCUCAGAGGAACGGGGUGGAGGCCACGUGCUGAGGCUGCGGGGUCAAGCCCAGUACUCGAGAGCCGGCUGGGCACCACAACUACACCUGCUGGGCCUCAGGGGUUCGCUGAAGUGGAAAGAGAUGCUUCAAGAGGGUAGCAUCGAGAUCACUGCUGACUUGGCCGUGCUCAGCUUCCUGCUGCGGGACAAGCGUGGCAUGGUGGGGAACAGCGGCACCAGUGUGCGCAGUGUGACCUGUGUCCUCACCCGGAACAGCAGCCGGGCCUGGCCGGGAGCGCUGCGGCUGUGAGGGCAGUGGCAGCCCCCAGCGGGUGGCUUCGGAGGCCAGGCCAGCAUCCGUGCUGAUGGGGCCAGCCUGGCCCUGCAUGGGGCCUGUGCUUGGGGCCCUGGACAGGCCCACCUUGGGGACAGCCUGAACCACAACGUGAGCUCGUGGACGAGGGACACAGGUCACCCCUCAGAGCCCAGGCUGCUCACAUCGCUCGCCCAUGUGGCUUGUAACUGCUCUGUGCGCCUGAUGAUGCGGGGUCAGCCAGAGCCCAACCUGUACCCCGAGGAGUCCUCCCCUGUCUCUCCGGCCCCCCAACACUGGGGCUUCCCCUUCUGUGUGGACAGCCAUGGACACUUCCAGGUCAACUGCCACGGAGAGGCCUCGCCCGCCCGGCUGUCAGGGCUGUGCCUUGGGGACAUCGCUGGGCAACCUCUCAAGCUCUCCAUGGACAUGGGCAUUGGAGAUGGCGGCUCUGGGUGCCUGGCAGUGUGGCCCGCCUCUCUCAACGGCUCCGUGAGCUGUUGUUCCCAUGACAUACACCUGCGAUUCUGCAGCCAGAGCCAGCUCAACAGUGACAGCCUGCUGCAGGCUGGCUUCCCGGGUGAGGCCCACCUGGAGCUGCAGGUGCAUGAGACCCAGACCCUGGCCUCCAUGGCCCUCCGUGGUAGCAAUGAUGAGGUCAUCAUGGACGUGGUGGCCAUGAUGGUUUGGCCACAGGAGGGCACUCUGGAGCUAGUAGCAAAUGUCAGCCACGUGGUGCCCGCUCUCCAGAGACUGGGCCUGCCCCACAUGAGCCAGCUGCUGCUGCGGGGCCUCUGGAUCCCUCAGGAGGUGAGCGCCUCUCUGCGGCUGACCUGCGAUGCUCAGGCCUGCUUGGUCCUUGAGGCCUGGGGCCAGAAGCAGGUGGACAGCAAAGAGCUGCUGCUCUCAGGCUGGCACCAUCUCCCUGCCCUCCUGGGCCACUGUCCCAGCACAGCUUCCGCCAUGGCCAAGGUAACCAUGCCCUCCCCUGAAGGCAUGAGUGAGGGUGUCCUGGGUGUCAGCGUGGAGCAGUACCGCUUCAACAUCAGCAGCAGGCUGGAGGCUGCGAGGGCCAGUGUUGCCAGCACCAUCAGCCUGGUGCACACCUUCCCCCAGCUCUGGGUGCUGCCAGGGGAACUGGUGCUGCAGACUGUGUACAGGCGCACUCGAGGAGCCCGCGUGCUGCUCCAGACGCUGCUGUGGGAUGGCUGGGAGGUGGCCCUCAGUGGGAACCUCUCAGGACCCUUCCUUAAGCCCCCUGGAAACCUCAGCCUGCAGGUGGAGCUCACCCACCAGCUGCUGCUCCCCCUGCCCCGGCAGUGCAGCCUCAGCCUCUCCUUGGAGCGCUCGGGUGCCAGCCACCGGGACCGCCUGGCUGUCAGCUGGGAUGGCAGGGACCAGCUGCUGCUCUCCUCCUCUCUGUACCUUAGGCAAGGCCAGCUGGCCGGCCGCAUGGACCUGGCUCACCCCUUCAACCUUUCCUGGCAGCGAGUGCAGCUCACGGUAUUGGCUGAGGGCAGGGGCAGCAAGCAGAGCCGGCAGGUGCAGCUCACCUGGGAUGGAAGACAGCCCCUGACCCUGCAGCUCACCUGGGCCAACAGGUCCUUGGCUCACAGCACCGCCUGGGCUGGCUGCCUGGCUGCCUCCCCAGGCCAGCUGCAGCAUGCCUGGGGCCUGAGCUUCCUCCAGGCCUCUGGGGCCCUGACACAGACCCUAGCCGUGUUUAGCCAGGGGCUGCACCUGUCCUGGGACCAGUAUGUGGUGCAGCAGAACCUGACUUAUGAAGUGAGGUUCCGGGUUCCAGGGAUGGCUUUACUUACGGGGCCAGGACGAUCUACUUCCUCUUGGGGACGCUUGUUUUUUUCAUCUGUAAUAUGGGUGCAGUACGUCCUCUGGUGGCAGGCGGGGGAGGUACAGCGAAGAAGCAGGGACCCCCGGCUGCUCGGCCCCAGGGCUCAGCGCGUGGGUCCGAAAUGCCACAUAUCCACCUCUGCUUCCCGGAGCCUGGUCCUGCUGGAGGGUGCUGUGGGCCGCCAGGCUGAGAGGGUGCGGCUGUCGGUGUCCCAGGCACUGCACUGUCUACAGGUUUCCCUGGCCCACAACAGGAGUGAAAGAGACGAGAGCGUGGUGCUGCGGGCAUGUGCCCACAUGGGCAGUCAAGUGGAGGCUCUGCUUCAGAGUAGCAGGCAGCCUGUGCAGCACCUGGGCCGUCUCAGCCUACAGACUGCAAACCAGAGUCUCCUCCUGGCUGCGUGUGGCUGCCCAGGGACCCUGCUGGGCCAUGUGGAGUCCAGGAUUGCUGCCAUGGGAUCGCGAGUGUGGGCCCAGCUGGAGGAGGAGAUUCACGGCGUGGCCACCUACCUGAGAAGGGUCCAGCUCCUGGUGGGUACACACGCUGGAUGGAGUGUGAGGAAGGCAGGAGCAGGCCACCUGCUGCAGCUAUCCCGGGCAGGGCUGGAAGCUGUGCAGGUGAGCGGUCAGGGGGCAGCAGCCACAUGGGCCGGGAGCCAGGCCCUGCAGGUGCUGACCUGGGACCUGCCCCUCUACCUGGAAUGGCUACAGGGGGCGCUGGAGCAGCUGCGGCUAGAGCUGGACCGCCCCCUGGCCACGCUGCAGGAGGCCUACCUGGAGGUGAUGCUGCGGCCCCUGGCGGAGGUGUGGCAGGAGCGGGCCCAGGACAGCAUGCAGCAGCUGCUGGGCAGCUGGCUUCCCAGGUCCAUCGAGGGCACCCUGGAGCUGGCCCUCCAGCAGACCCUGACCUGGGUCGAGACCACACUCACACGGGCGCUGAACCCUCUAUGUUGGCCCCUGCUGCGUGUCUACAGCUUCUCAGCUCAGAACUUCUCAGUGCUAGUAACGGUGCCGCUGCUGCCCGCAGGGGAUGGGCCCUGGGACGUGGCCCGGGUGACCAGCUACCUGGUGGAGGAGCAGCUGCUACGCAAUGUGCCCGCCCUGUUCUAUGGGCUCCACCAGCGCCUGCUGGGGAGUCCCCUGCAAUACCAUGCUGUGGUGGCUGGGGCCUGGCAUUGGGUGACCUUUGACAGCCAGGUGUGGGAUCUCGGUGCCCGCUGUGGCAGCCUCUUGCUGGCCCAGGACUUGGUGCACGACACAUUCGUGCUAACGCUGAGCUGGGACAACUCGGGGCUUGCAGCCCUGUCCAUGGAGCUACCGAACAUGACCCUCAUUGUGUACCCUGCACUGAAGGCCUACACCCUGCACCAGCCUCCACUGCCAUGGCAGAGCUGUCCUGCCCCAGGACUGCCUCCAGCUACCAUAAGGAGGGACAAGGCCCGGGUUGAGCUCACCAGCGAGGACGGAUUCUCCAUCUCCUGUGACCUACAAGCUGGCCUCUGCAGCCUGACUCUGGGCCUCUGGCAGCACGGUGCAUCAGCUGGCCUUCUGGGCACCAACACCAAAGAGGCAGGAGACGAGCUGCUGCCGCCAGAUGGCACGAAGGCCAGCAGCCUGGAGAAGCUCACCCGGGCCUGGCAGGUUGGGAAAGACUGUGAGACCACAGAGGACACUCAGCAAAUAUGCUCAAGCCAGGGCCCCACCUGCAGGGCCUUCUUCCAGGACCCCCAGUCUAGCUUGGGCAACUGCUUUCAGGUGGUGGACCCCACAUCCUUUCUCAGCAUGUGCAUCUAGGAUGCCUGUGGCCCCCAGGAACGCCAAGUUGCCUGCAGUCUGGCAGCCGCCUACAUCCACCUGUGUGCCCGCAGUUCCGUGCCCCUGGACCCGCUGCCCCAGUGCGAGUGAGAUUUCGACGGGCCAGUGCAUUCCAGCUCCUUCACCUCCUGCUCUGAUCCUGGCUCCUGGCAUGGUCAAAGCUGUCAGCUGGGAUGGGACCACCAGUACCACGUGCCAGGACACUCAGAGAAAUGGCACAGGCUCUGGGUACAAGAGGGAAGAGCCAUGUGUCAUUUUCAAAAUACUCCAGGCUUGGGGAGGAGGGGUUGGUGGUGGCAAAACACCUGGUCUGGGCCUUCCUCCACCUGCCCCAGGAGAUGGCUCAACUUCUCUUGGGGCUUCAGUAACUGCUGUCACCCCACCAGCCCUGCAGAGCGGCAGAGGAAUCUGCAAGAUGGGGCUCCCCUGGCUGGCUCCAGGGGUCUUGUGAGGCCUGAUGCUCCUUCAGGGAGGUCACAGCCCCAAGCCCUUUAAUCAAGAGCUUAGCUGAGGGCAUCUGUGUUCAGAGUGGACACCAGGGACUCAGACCAGGCUAUAGCGUUCAGAGAGUUCCAGUAUCUUUUGGGAGACAGGUUCCCCCUCAAGUUCUCAACCAAAAAAUAAAGCUGUUGAGAUCCAGGAACCUGUCCCCUAGGUUGCUGCAACUGCCCCGUGGGGGCCCUAAUGGCUUGGAACAGCCCCUUGCUAGCAGGCCUCCUCAAGCCCUUUCUACACUGAACCUUUCACGGGAGCUGGUAAGAGUACAAAUUUCUGCAAGGGGCCCCGGGCUGUGGUACAGCAGGUGAAGCCACACACAUGAACUCCAGAAUCCCAGCUGCUCCACUGCCCACCUAGCUCCCUAAUGUGCCUGGGAAGCAGCAGAAGAUGGGCCAAGUGCUUGGGCCCUGCCACCCAUGUGGGAGGCCUCAAAGAAGUUCCUGCCUCUGGCCUGGCCGAGCCCCAGCCCUUGUGGUCAGCUGGGGAAUGAACCAGCACAAGGAAAAGCUCUUUCU
Messenger RNA from Ochotona princeps (American pika), 9848 nucleotides. RefSeq lists its product as uncharacterized. The record is from RefSeq and is a predicted model, not a curated record. Gene Ontology annotation, molecular function: lipid carrier activity. Gene Ontology annotation, biological process: lipid transport. NCBI's taxonomy places the organism in Eukaryota, Metazoa, Chordata, Mammalia, Lagomorpha, Ochotonidae.